AUGUGUAUUAAUAUGAUCCCCAGAAAAGCGGCCAGCCCGACGCCUAAGCCCGCCAACCCCGGCUCGACAUGUUUCACAGCCAGCAGGCUCAAUAGCACCACAUUCCAGAUCGUCGAAGACGACAAGUUUCUCGAGAUGCCUAUAAUAUACGCCAAGAUAUACCCAUCUGUCUUUGUGCUCAUGGACACUGGGUGCGGUGGCGCGGCGCGCGACCCUAGCGUCGAGCUCAGGUCGCUACGUAGUUUCCUCGAGACGGUUCCCGUGAGAGACAAUGGCGAAACUCCACUCAACUCUGGUGGGCAGAGAAAGUACCUUGUUAUUUGCACCCAUUGUCACUUUGAUCAUAUUAGCGGCAUCGAGCAGUUUGUCGAGACGGACGGUAGUACCGUCUGGGCGAGCGACUAUGACAAAGACUACCUCAGCCCUGCCCGACUACCAAGCACGUCCCUCUGUGACAAACUCGAUAUUAAAACACCAGAAUACACAAUCACCAAUUGGUGCAGCGACGGCCAGCAGGUGAUUGAUAGCGCUGGGCACGACCUCGGCCUGACAAUGUACCACACACCCGGCCACACGCCCGACGAAGUUGCCAUAUGGGACUCAUACGAGAGAGUACUAUUCGUCGGCGACUCUCUGUAUCAGUACGCGCCCAUCUUUUUUUUUGAGACACAGAGCGUCAUCAGGUACAGUGAGUCGAUCGGUAAAAUGAGGCAGCUCAUCAGACGAUUCAAUGCCGAGACAGACGCGGCUGGUUUCCUGGCCGAGGUAGACGCAUUCCUAUAUCAAGUCGUGACCGGGCAGGUCGAGCGUAAGGGCUCGUCCGACAUGUCCGGACAUCCAAGGGACAGCUACUCGAGAAAGGACGGCGGUCUUGAGUUUCAGGGGCGUAGAGAGUAUUUUGAAGAGUUUACGGCGAGUAAGGAGGCUAUGCAUUCCAUCCGGGAGCGCCAAAUUGUGGAAGAGACAAACUGA
Penicillium coprophilum is the source of this 972-nucleotide messenger RNA. RefSeq names its product MBL fold metallo-hydrolase. The transcript is spliced from 3 exons. Lineage: Eukaryota; Fungi; Ascomycota; Eurotiomycetes; Eurotiales; Aspergillaceae. The record is from RefSeq and is a predicted model, not a curated record. Bases 1 to 972 code for a protein of 323 amino acids.